AGCAGGCGCUUCCGACACGGGACAGUGUUUUUCACUCUUUCAAAACCUGUCUGACAGCCCAGUCACUCGCUUCCUCUGGUCAAAUUGUCAACGGAUCCACCACUGGCUUGUUUCUCCUCUUCCUCCUCGCCAGCAUGAAGCACACCUUUGCGGCCGCGGCCCUUGCUGCCGCCAUGACGGCCGGCCUGGCAGUGGCGACGCCGUCCAAGAUGCCCGAGGACAUGCUGCAGACCACGCGCAUGAGAAAGAGGGCCAUCAAUGCCGACGGGGACUUUCACAUGUCCUUCUUCCACAUCAACGACGUGCACGCGCACCUCGACGAGUUUGCGUCGUCGGGCUCGGACUGCACGAACCCGUCCCGGGGCUGCUGGGGCGGCUACGCGCGCAUCAAGCACACGAUUGACGAGCUGCGGCCGCAGCAGGAGAGCUCGCUGUGGCUGAACGCGGGCGACGAGUUCCAGGGGACGCUCUUCUACUCGUACUACAAGGGCGAGAAGAUUGCCGAGACGCUCAACCAGCUGGGCUUUGACGCCAUGACGCUCGGCAACCACGAGUUUGACGGGGGCGACGACGAGCUGGGCGAGUUCCUGCUGAACCUGACGUUCCCGGUGCUGUCGGCCAACAUUGUGUCGACGCACCCGGCGCUCAACCAGACGAUCCUGCCGUACCACAUCUACGAGGACCUGGGCGUGGCGGUGAUUGCGUGCACGACCGAGACGACGGCGAGCAUCUCGAACCCGGGCGACGGCACGCAGUUCCUCGACGUCGUGUCGUCGGUGCAGCGGGCGAUUGACGAGAUCCGGGCGACGACCGACAUCAAGCGCAUCGUGGCGCUCACGCACAUUGGCUACGACGAGGACCAGCGCCUGGCCCGCGAGACGACGGGCCUGUCGCUCAUCAUGGGCGGGCACUCGCACACCAACCUCGGCACCAUCAACCCGGCCGUCUCCGAGGGUGCGUACCCGACGAUUGUCGAGAACGCGGCGGGCGACGAGGUGUUCAUCGUGACGGCGUGGCGCUGGGGCCAGUACCUGGGCUUCAUCGACGUCGUGUUCGACGCCGAGGGCCGGGCCGUCUCGUACACGGGCGGGCCGAUCAACAUGGACAACACGACGGCGCAGGACGAGGGGCUGCAGGCGCAGAUUGACGCGUGGCGUGUGCCAUUUGAGGAGUUUGCGGCCGAGGUGGUGGGCUACACCAACGUGGAGCUGGUGCAGGCGACGUGCCAGACGGCCGAGUGCACGCUGGGCAACGUCAUGAGCGACGCGAUCCAGGCCUACCGGUCGACCGCGGCCGACUUUUCGCUCAUCAACGCGGGCGGUAUCCGGGCGGCCAUUGACGUGGGCAACAUUACGCGGGGCGAGGUGCUGACGUCGUUCCCCUUUGGCAACGCCAUUGUCGAGUUCCCGAUGAGCGGCGCCGACGUGCUGCGCCUGCUCGAGGGCUGCGUGUCGCGCGUCAGCCAGUUCAACGGCAACCCCAUCACCUCGGGCUUCCAGGUCUCGGGCACCCUCAAGGUCCAGUACAACCCGGCCCAGCCCGCGGGCAGCCGCCUCGUGCGCGCCCUCGUCAAGGGCGUCGAGGUCGACCCGGCCGCCACGUACACGGUCGCCACGCUCGACUUCCUGGCCGGCGGCGGCGACAACAUCUUCCCCAAGGUGGCCAGCCCCGUUGUGCUCGACCUCCAGGCCGACGUCCUGACGCGCUACAUCCAGGCCGAGUCGCCCAUCGACAUUGCCAUCGAGGGCCGCAUCGAGACCGUCUCGGAGAUCCCUGGUGGUGGUGGCGGUGGUGGUGGCAGCAGCAGCACCAUCACGAGCUCGUCUGCCUCGGCUACUUCUUCUUCUUCGUCGAGCUCGUCUUCGGCCUCUGCCUCUGCCUCUGCCUCUGCCUCUGGCAGUGUCACCCUCUCGUCGUCGUCGUCGUCAUCGUCAUUGUCAUCGGUCUCCACCACAUCCGUGUCGUCAGUGCCGACUGCUGCUCCUACCAGCACUGGUGGCGUCUACCCGACCACGACCCGUGGAUGCAGACGCCGGCCGCGUCCCACUGCCAACUAGACGGUGGCUGCCAGGGAGGAUGUGGGUAGCUAUGAAGAAGCGACGUCAGGAGUGAGCCAGCAUAGCAGAUAAAGUAAUUGUAAUGAUGACAAGAGCGGUUCAAUCACUGUGGCGUUCCUGAUUAGUCGUGUGAGUGAGCUUGGCGAGUUGCACAAGUAAGAUGACCCGGCGACUUGAGUGAGAGUGAUCCUUGACAGGCGAUGGCAGCCACAGUGAAGUCAAG
This is a messenger RNA of Microdochium trichocladiopsis, 2280 nucleotides long. RefSeq names its product 5'-nucleotidase. The transcript has 2 exons. Gene Ontology annotation, biological process: nucleotide catabolic process. The coding region runs from base 135 to 2057 and encodes 640 amino acids. Gene Ontology annotation, molecular function: metal ion binding; nucleotide binding; hydrolase activity, acting on ester bonds. NCBI's taxonomy places the organism in Eukaryota, Fungi, Ascomycota, Sordariomycetes, Xylariales, Microdochiaceae. The record is from RefSeq and is a predicted model, not a curated record.